AUGGCUGGAACAUUUGAAUACUAUCCAACGAACGAGGAACGCAACAAGAACUCGUACUUCCUCGUUGCAACACUUAGACACGUUUUUGAAAAGUUAUACUGGAUGUACUAUAUCCAUCUUCCCUACUACCUCAUGGAGUCACAAGAUGCAUUUGUACUACAUUUGUUCUUCCUCACGUUAUUCAGUCUAUGUAUCUAUGCGGUGUUCUCCUAUUUGCCACAUUCAUUAGUGGUCUGGUUCACAAGAAGCUAUUACUAUCUAACGGGUGAUGAUUUCAAAAAAGUGCUCAUACAUUAUGGGUUUAACGCAUAG
Williopsis jadinii is the source of this 312-nucleotide messenger RNA. RefSeq names its product Tsc3p (gene TSC3). Lineage: Eukaryota; Fungi; Ascomycota; Saccharomycetes; Phaffomycetales; Wickerhamomycetaceae. Bases 1 to 312 code for a protein of 103 amino acids. The transcript has a single exon. The record is from RefSeq and is a predicted model, not a curated record.